AACACACACAGCUACACCACACUUCUACGAUCAACUCUUCGUUAAAUCCGCCAUAGACGCCAUCUAUCCAUCGCAUGCACUAAGUCUCCACUAGGAGCCAUCAACAUUCGAUUCAAAUCCAUCUGCGGGGAUAUUCUCAACUCUCUCCACGGCAAUGGCUUCCACAAUCGCGGUGCCUUCGAUUUCGCUCGCCAAAGCCGCGUUUGGCGCUUCAGAAUCCUUCAGGAGCUCCAGGUGCUUGGGUUUCAAGAACGAGAUCCGAAGGGUUUCCGGUUUGAAUUUGGAGAAGUCUAGGGUUUUCAUGAGCGCAGCUGUCGGAUCGAGUGCGACGAUUGCUGUUGAUGAUGCGUUGUUCAAGGACUACAAGCCUUCUUCUGCUUUCCUCUUUCCUGGUCAGGGUGCACAGGCUGUUGGUAUGGGGGUGGAAGCUCAGAAAGUGCCUGCUGCAGCUGAAUUAUACAAGAGAGCCAAUGACAUUCUAGGGUUUGACCUUUUGGAUAUAUGCAUUAAUGGGCCAAAAGAGAAGCUUGAUUCCACUGUUCUAAGUCAGCCAGCUAUCUAUGUGACAAGUUUAGCCGCAAUUGAGGUGCUCCGAGCUCGUGAUGGAGGUCAGCAAAUAAUUGAUUCGGUUGACGUAACAUGUGGUCUAAGCUUAGGAGAAUACACUGCUCUUGCAUUUGCCGGGGCUUUCAGCUUUGAUGAUGGGCUGAAGCUAGUCAAGUUAAGGGGUGAAGCAAUGCAGGAUGCUGCCGAUGCUGCCAAAAGUGCCAUGGUCAGUAUCAUAGGGCUUGACUCUGCCAAGGUGCAACAGCUUUGUGAUGCUGCCAAUGAAGAAGUAGAUGAAGCAAAUAAAGUUCAAAUCGCAAAUUUCCUUUGCACUGGAAACUAUGCUGUAUCUGGAGGUCUUAAAGGAAUCGAAGCAGUUGAAGCAAAGGCGAAAUCAUUCAAGGCCCGAAUGACAGUUCGGUUAGCUGUGGCCGGUGCAUUCCACACCGGUUUUAUGGAACCAGCCGUUUCGAGACUAGAAGAUGCUUUGGCAUCAACAGUAAUCAAAACCCCCAGAAUACCUGUUAUCUCAAAUGUAGAUGCCGAGCCGCAUGCAGAUCCAAACACCAUCAAGAAAAUACUUGCUCGUCAGGUGACUUCUCCAGUCCAAUGGGAGACAACGGUUAAGACUUUGUUGAGCAGAGGACUGAAAAAGAGCUACGAGUUAGGACCUGGAAAGGUCAUAGCUGGCAUUGUCAAAAGAAUGGAUAAAGGUGCUGUUAUUGAGAAUAUUGGCGCGUGACACAUCGUGAAGGUUCUUAGCACUAUAGCUGGUUUGAUGCUUUCGUGAGGUUUUUCUUGUCAGAUGAACUUGUUCUUCAGUUUGAGAAUAGGAGCUUCAUAGUUUAUGAUUGUGUGUGUGUGUGUUUGGGUUAUUUGCUUGUAUUUGUAGCUUUCAGUGUUUUAGAAUAGGUUUAAUUACAGUACCAAUGAGCAAGGCGGAAGGAAAUAAUGCCAAGCAAUUGUUUCUGAAUUUGUAAGACAUUGUUGAGGUCAAGAUAUGGGAUUUGACAAUUUUAUACCCUAGUUUUACAUACCAAUUAUUUAUAACUACUAUUCUAGUAUUUUUAUGUUAUGCCAACUUUUA
Messenger RNA from Striga asiatica, 1633 nucleotides. Lineage: Eukaryota; Viridiplantae; Streptophyta; Magnoliopsida; Lamiales; Orobanchaceae. The record is from the annotation of a GenBank genome assembly.